AUGACUAAUGCAAAAGUUGACAACUUGGUGACAACUCUAUCCGCUGUCGCGCAGCGAAAAAUUCAAGAUAAAGUGAAAAAUUGUAAGGAAGUAUUGUUACCUAAAUUGCCCUGUAUCCCUGGUGAUGAAGGAGUAGGACAGGUUGUUGAAAUUGGGAGUCAUGUGGUCACUGCCGACCCUGGAGAAAGAGUUAUUUUUACAUCAAGAAUGAAGGGAACUUGGAGAUAUUAUGGCAUUUAUAAUGAAAAAGAUAUACAUCCUAUCACUACAAAUGUACCUAUUGUAGAAGCUUCAAUGCUAGCUAUUGCCCCUUGCAUGGCCUACAGAAUGCUUAAAGAUUUUAGACCCCUGCAACAUGGCCAAACAGUUAUUCAGAAUGCAGCUAACAGUUCAUGUGGACAAUGUGUGGUACAACUUUGCAAAGCCUGGGGUCUUAAAACUUUUAACAUAGUAGCUAAUCAUUGUGGCUAUGAAGCGGUAAAACAAAAUUUAUUGUCUAUGGGUGCUGAUGCUGUGCAUACUCUUGAAGAAGCUGAAGAACUAACAAGUUUUAAUACUUCCUUGACUAGACCUGUACUGGCCUUAAAUUGUAUGGGAGGCAGAUUUGAAGAUGUCUUACUGAAGUUAUUAGAUUGCCAAGGAACUAUUGUUUAUCAUGGAUGUUCAUUUGACCUACCUUUGGCAAAGACUUGCUUACGAAAAGAUUUACAAUUUUGUAAAUUUAAUUUACUUGAUUGGGACAAACAAGCUACUCCAGUUCAAAAAGAUGUGAUGAUGAACAAUAUAAUAAAAUUAAUUGUUACUGGACAGUUCAAAGCACCAAUGUUUGAAUCAUUGGAGUUGAAAAGUUUUGUUCAGGCUUUUAGAGGUACAGCCAAAUGUGAUGGUUUUUCUACAAUCAAGUAUAUUUUCGAUUUUACCAUACCAUAAUGGUAUAUAUAUAUUAUGAAUUUUACAUAUUGUUUAAAUCUGUUUUAGGUAGGUACUUCUGUUUACAGAAUAAAGGUAUCUCACAAAUGCAUCAUAAAUUUUUAUAGUUACCUAGUAUGUAUUAAUGAAUUGUUAUUAAAUGAAAUAUAAGCAACA
Molecule: messenger RNA, 1086 nt
Organism: Leptidea sinapis
Lineage: Eukaryota; Metazoa; Arthropoda; Insecta; Lepidoptera; Pieridae
Product: enoyl-[acyl-carrier-protein] reductase, mitochondrial-like
Exons: 3
Coding region: 1-930 (309 amino acids)
Biological process (GO): fatty acid metabolic process
Cellular component (GO): mitochondrion
Molecular function (GO): trans-2-enoyl-CoA reductase (NADPH) activity
Source: RefSeq, a predicted model, not a curated record